Messenger RNA from Gossypium arboreum, 1738 nucleotides. RefSeq names its product plastid-lipid-associated protein, chloroplastic. The record is from RefSeq and is a predicted model, not a curated record. The transcript has 3 exons. The coding region runs from base 516 to 1496 and encodes 326 amino acids. NCBI's taxonomy places the organism in Eukaryota, Viridiplantae, Streptophyta, Magnoliopsida, Malvales, Malvaceae.
AAACGUUAUUAUCAAUAAUAAUUAGAUAUUUUUUCUGACUUUUCUUUUUUCAAAAAAAAAAAAGAAAAAGAAAAAUUCUAGAAUCCCCUGUCAUUUUGUCUUAGUAUACCAAUCAUAUAACCGGUUUCAACUUUCAAUUCAAAGGAAUAGGUUGGGAGAGAGAUAUUUUAGAGUUAGAAGCUUCGAGAAGUGGUUUUCACGCCAAUAAGGCUCACUUGCCAUUGCAAUUUGCCGACACAUCACAAGUUACUGAAUUCAAUUGCGAUACACAAUCCCUCCUCACCACUCGCCCUUUUUUUUUUGUUGUCUUCUUCCUGCAAGACUCCACGUGUCAAAAACAUGGACAUGACAAGCAUAAAAUCUCCCCCAAGAUGCUCAUUGACAAUUAUUUAGGACAUUACGUCGUGGUUUUCUUUUAAUUUGGUUACUGUUGAAAUUGUAUAGACAUACUUGCAUAUAACGAUCUCCCCUGUUUUAUUCUCUGUAAAUUUUAUAACUUGGGAACCUAGACACCCAUGGCUACUGUUUCUCAAUUGAACAACUUUCCAUGCAAGACCUUCUUAAUAACCCCACAAAACAGUAACUUUACCUCAAAGCUUCCGGUUCUGCCUCUAAACUCUACAAAACCAACUCAGAAUUCGAUCAAGAAAUCUCAAUUUUUGACCCAGAAAUCAGUCCAGCCAAGGCCUGUUUUCCAGAUCCGUGCUUCGGACGCCGACGAUGAAUGGGGCCCAGACAAGGAGGAGCCAGUUGUAAUCGAGAGUCCUGGAGUGGCCGUGGCGGAAGAGAAGAAGCCUGACGAUGCGGGGGAAAUAGAGAGCUUGAAGAAAGCUUUGGUGGAUUCGUUUUAUGGGACGGAUCGUGGCUUGAAAGCUAGCAGUGAGACCAGAGCUGAGAUUGUUGAGCUUAUAACUCAGCUCGAGGCCAAGAACCCGACUCCAGCACCAACUGAGGCUUUGCCUCUUCUCAAUGGCAAAUGGAUUCUCAAGUACACAUCAUUCCCGGGUCUGUUUCCACUGUUGUCAAGGGGUCAAUUUCCAUUAGUUAAGGUGGAGGAAAUAUCACAGACCAUUGAUGCCGAAAGUCUCACUGUGCAGAACUCUGUUCAGUUCGCUGGACCAUUGGCCUCAAGUUCUAUUAGCACCAGUGCUAAAUUCGAGGUUCGAAGCCCCAAACGUGUGCAGAUCAAGUUUCAAGAAGGCAUAAUUGGAACUCCCCAGCUGACAGACUCCAUAGUGUUACCAGAAAAUGUGGAAUUUCUAGGACAAAAAAUUGAUCUCACUCCUAUUAAGGGCUUGCUGACCUCUGUGCAAGACACAGCUUCAUCUGUUGCAAAGACCAUUUCCAGCCAACCGCCAUUGAAGAUCCCAUUAUCAAACAGCAAUGCUGAAUCAUGGUUGCUUACAACAUACCUUGACGAUGAACUGCGGAUUUCAAGGGGAGAUGCUGGGAGUGUGUUUGUGCUCGUCAAGGAGGGCAGCGCUCUCUUGAACUAAACUCUGGGUUCCGGUUCUUCUUCUUCCUCAGCUAUUUAUUAGAGUUAUCUGUUGUCUUGGUUUUUAUUAAGACAGAAUGUAAGAACUAUACACUUAUAUGGGCAAUACAUGGUCAUGGACUCUAUUUGUUGUAACACUUGGUUCCAACUUGCUGUCUCAAGCAAGCAAGAGUUGGUAUAUACUACUUGAAACAUUUAUACAUAUCAUUUAUAUAUAUGCCUAUACAUGUAUCUUCGACCAAA